AUGUCGGACUACGCCAAACUCGUCCAAUCGCUCUCAAGAGAUGAUAUCUUGAGCAAAUGGCCAGAAGUGACGCCCUUGAAGCAAAUCUCUGGAACCCCCACGUCGGCAGAGAGUUCAAGUACUGUUGACUCACAACUUUUCGAGGGACACGAUAAAGAGCAGAUUAAGCUCAUGGAAGAGUUGUGUAUUGUGCUCGACUACAACGAUACUCCUGUGGGCGCUGGAACAAAAAAGGCCUGUCACAUUAUGGAUAACAUCAAUGCUGGCUUAUUGCAUAGAGCGUUUUCGGUUUUUCUUUUCAAUGAAGACAACAAGUUGUUGUUGCAGCAAAGAGCCGACGAAAAAAUUACUUUCCCAAACAUGUGGACCAAUACGUGCUGUUCGCACCCGCUUUGUUUCCCAUCUGAGCUUGGCUUGGAAGCAUCUGAGAGCACUGGUAAUCUCAAUGACUUGCAGACAGCUGUUGCCGGGUCUAAGAUUGCAGCACAAAGAAAGCUUUUCCACGAACUCGGUAUCCCAGCGCAAGACUGUCCCAUAGACAAGUUCGAGUUCUUGACCAGAAUUCACUACAAGUCUGCCAGCGGAGAUGAAAGUUCCAAAUGGGGCGAACAUGAAAUCGACUACAUUUUGAUCUUGAAGACAAGCAAUUCAAUCACCAUCGAUGCCAACUACAAUGAAGUCAGGGACUUCAAGUAUGUCAGCAAACAGGAACUUAAAGACAUGUUCAACGACGAGACCCUCGUAUUUACACCAUGGUUCAAGUUGAUUUGCGAAACGUCAUUGUUCAAGUGGUGGGACAACUUGGACAAUCUUUCUGAAUUCAGCGACACUGAGAUCCACCGCCUUCUUUAA
Clavispora lusitaniae ATCC 42720 is the source of this 852-nucleotide messenger RNA. RefSeq names its product isopentenyl-diphosphate delta-isomerase (gene IDI1). Lineage: Eukaryota; Fungi; Ascomycota; Pichiomycetes; Serinales; Metschnikowiaceae. The record is from RefSeq and is a predicted model, not a curated record. Gene Ontology annotation, cellular component: cytoplasm. Gene Ontology annotation, molecular function: isopentenyl-diphosphate delta-isomerase activity. Gene Ontology annotation, biological process: isopentenyl diphosphate biosynthetic process; isoprenoid biosynthetic process.